UCGCUAAUAGCAAAUUUUUCAACCACAACAUCCGCUUGUCAUGUUCGAGGCGGAACCAAAAAGUGGAACUAAAUCACGGCUAUAGUUUCCUGUCGACGUUAUUUUGUAUUGACCCAUUGUACGCGGCUACGCGUGCAAGUACCAAAGUUUGUGUUAAAAAUUAGGUAUUUUUCAGUUUCUUGUUAAUUAUAGCUCCUUCUCAAAUUAUAAUCGACUUGUUUAGUAAUGGCGUGUGCUCUGGUCAGUGGUUCCGGGCUGAGAGUCCCGCUUGAAGACGGGAGAGCAGUGAUCUUGGGUCGGGGUCCAGAUACCGGAGUCACGGAUAAGAAAUGCUCCAGACACCAGGUUAAGGUAGUGGCUUGUUUUGCUGAAAAGUCUGUCAUUAUAACCCAGCUUGGGCCCAACCCUAGUUAUCUGGAAAAUGAAAAGCUGUCUCGGGGUCAGUCAGGGACCCUGAGUCACGGAGGAGUUUUAUAUUUGGUGAAUCAGAACCACCCAUUUAAAUUGCAUUACUCCGUGAACUCCAAUGGAACCUCUUCUGGAGCAAAACACACUGGACUUAAAGCAAAAUACAAAACUAAAGGAGCUGAAAAAGAGGCCCAGAGUCACCAACCAAAGAGGAGUAUAAAGGAUUUCUUUCCUACUUCUCCUAUAAAGUCUUCAAAGCGAUCGCUGAGCCCAGAGAAAGACCAUCCUGAAAUGAAGCGCCUCAAAUCAGCCAUAGGAGCCAAGGAGGAAGAUUAUGAUGAAAAUGAGAAGAUGGCGGAGGAGGCGCUGAAGGAGCUACAAAAACUGGCAGCACGCUCUAUGUCUGACUCCAGUAACUCUAAUCGGGCUUCAGAGGAAUGUGCCAAGAGCAACUGGCAACAGAUCAACAAUUUAAUGGUUUACACAGCAGCCGGAGUCAAAGCAAGUGACAAGAUUGCUGGAUUUGACAUAGAUGGCUGCAUCAUCACCACUAAGUCUGGAAAAGUGUUUCCCACAGCACCGGACGACUGGAGAAUUCUUUAUCCUGAGAUCCAGCCCAGACUUGCUAGUUUGCUCAAGAAAGGGUAUAAGGUUGUAUUUUUCACAAACCAAAUGGGAAUCGCUAAAGGCAAACUGAGGCCAGAAGUGUUCAAGUCUAAAGUGGAGGACAUUCUUGCCACACUAAAGCUGUCAGUCCAGGUUUUUGUAGCGAGCGGUUCCGGCAUGUACAGGAAGCCAGUGGUGGGAAUGUGGACUCAUUUGUGUGAGAAGGCUAAUGAAGGAGUUCCUGUUGACAAGACAAAGAGUUUCUAUGUUGGAGAUGCUGCAGGAAGGCCAAAAAACUGGGCUCCUGGGAAAAAGAAGGACUUCUCCUCUAGUGACAGAUGUUUUGCCCUCAAUAUUGGACUACAGUUCCACACUCCUGAGGAGUACUUUCUGGGAUGGAAGAGCGCCCCCUACAGUCUACCUGAGUUUGACCCUAGAAAGCUUGACUGUAAUGAAUUGUAUGACCCACCAUCUGCUUCUCUCAUCUCAGACAAACCAGAGAUUAUUGUGGCUGUAGGUUACCCUGCAUCUGGAAAAUCAACGUUCUUUCACUCUCAUGUUAUUCCAAAGGGCUACGUGUAUGUAAACAGAGACACAUUGGGGUCGUGGCAGAGUUGUGUCGCAGCCUGUGAGCGUACGCUGAAAGAAGGACGCAGUGUUGCCGUGGACAACACCAACCCAGACCCAGAGUCACGGAAACGUUAUUUGGAUGUGGCAAAAGCUGCAGGAGUGCCAUGUCGAUGUUUCCAGUUCACUGCGAGUCUGGAGCAGGCCAAACACAACAACAGGUUUCGGGAAAUGACGCCAUCAGAAACCAAACAUGUAAAAGUCAAUGAUAUGGUUUUCUACAGCUACAAGAAACACUUUGUGGCACCUACGCUUUCAGAAGGAUUUUCUGAGAUACUUCAGAUUCACUUUGUGCCCAGAUUCAAAGACAGCCAAUCAGAAGCCCUGUUCAGGCAGUUCUCCGAAGGUUAAUUGGAUAGAAAUAAGUCGUGUUUUCAACACAAGCUGCUAGAGAUAGAAGAAGUCAACUGAAUAAAUGUAAAUGUGUGUAUUCAAUAAUAAAUACUU
Molecule: messenger RNA, 2088 nt
Organism: Periophthalmus magnuspinnatus
Lineage: Eukaryota; Metazoa; Chordata; Actinopteri; Gobiiformes; Gobiidae
Gene: pnkp
Product: polynucleotide kinase 3'-phosphatase
Exons: 17
Coding region: 226-1992 (588 amino acids)
Biological process (GO): DNA repair
Cellular component (GO): nucleus
Molecular function (GO): double-stranded DNA binding; ATP-dependent polydeoxyribonucleotide 5'-hydroxyl-kinase activity; protein binding
Source: RefSeq, a predicted model, not a curated record